CUUGCCCGCCAGGGAACUGCUGCGGUCGCACAGCGCGCGCGGGCCACCCGCUGGGCGCAGGCCCCGAGCCUUACGCCAUGUGCAGCCCCCAGGAGACGGCCCUUUUGCGGCUGGAGGAAGUCUUCUCAGCCACCCUCUCCCGCAUCAACAACCUCGUCCUCCAGCCCCUGCUCACGGCUGCCCCAGAGCCCUCGGACCCAGCGGGCAGAGAAUGUCUGCAGCUGCUGCAACAGCUGUACCAGAGCGCACAGCAGCUCUGGGAGGUGACGGAGGAGAGCCUGCAUGCACUGCGGGAGCGGCUACAAUGCCCAGCCACCAACGCCCUCGAGUCCCUGCCCCUGCUGCGCAGAGCUGACCGCAUCCUGCAGGUCCACGUGGAGUACAUCAAUGCCUACACAAACUGCGUGGUAGCCCAGGCCUUCCAGAAGACAGCCAAGAGGAGGAGCCAGCUCUGGCGGGGCCAGCGGAAGAUGCUGCGGCAGCUGGCGUGUGGGAGCGGCAGCUCGGAGGGUCCUGUGGGCUCGGCCCUGCUGCAGGCCCUGCGCCAGCCUCUCAGCCACCACGUGCAACAGUACGUCCUGCUUCUGCUCAGCCUUGGGGACACCAUCGAGGAGUGUAACCCGGCCCGUGAGUGGGUGGUACAUGCGGCCACCGCCUUCGGGAACCUCCAGUCCUUCAUGAGGCAGGCGCUGGACCAGGCUGUGGCCACACAGACCCUCUGGCCCACACUGAGCAGCCGGGCAAGGGAAGCCCUGUACAGUCCCACUCGCCGACUCCUGCAGGACAGCCAUGAAGUGCCGGUGGCUGUCAGCCCGCUGCGGGUGGACCGUGUGCUGCUCUUCCACGAUGCCCUCGUCCUCCUGCAGGGCCACCAUGUCCACUCCUUUGACCUGAAGCUGGUGUGGGUGGAUCCUGGGCCGGACCGGCACACGCUCCACCUCCUCACGCCCGAGGAAGAGUUCUUCUUCCAGGCCAAGGACCCACAGGGCCAGGCAGCCUGGCAGUGGAAGGUGACCCAGGCUGUAUGCCAGGCUCUAUGUGGGCAGAAGGACUUCCUGGUGCGGGGGGCAGGUGUGGAGCCCCCCGAGGCACCUGUCUGUCGCUGUGUGCCCUAUACCUUCCGUGCUGAGGGCCGACUCUGCCAGGCCACCUACGAGGGAGAAUGGUGCCAGGGCAAACCCCACGGCAAGGGCACCCUAAAGUGGCCGGAUGGGCGGAACCAUGUGGGGGACUUCUGCCGGGGCCUGGAGCAUGGCUUUGGCAUCCGCCUGGUGCCCCAGGCCUCCGAGGACAAGUUUGACUGUUACAAGUGCCACUGGCGGGAGGGCAGCAUGGACGGCUAUGGCAUCUGUGAGUACAGCACUGAUGAGGUGUACAAGGGCUACUUCCGAGAGGGCCUGAGGCACGGCUUCGGGGUUCUGGAGAGCGCCCCCCAGUCCCCUGAGCCCCACAGGUACACAGGCCACUGGGAGAGAGGCCAGAGGAGCGGCUAUGGCGUGGAGGAGGACGGGCACAGGGGCGAGCGCUAUAUUGGCAUGUGGCAAGUUGACCAGCGCCACGGCCCCGGCGUCAUGGUCACCCAGGCUGGCGUCUGCUACCAGGGCACCUUCCAGGCAGAUAAGAUGGUGGGCACAGGCGUCCUCCUCUCUGAAGAUGACUCCCUGUACGAGGGCACCUUCACCAGGGACCUGAGCCUCACGGGGAAGGGCAAGGUGACUUUCCCCAAUGGCUUCACCCUGGAGGGCUCCUUCGACAGUGGGUCAGGGAGAGGACUGCAUACUCAGGGAGUGCUGGACAUGGCCGCCCUCCCGCCCGACCCCAGCGGCAUCAGCAAGAGGCAGCUGGGCCUGGGCGCCUUCCCUGUGGAGAGCCGCUGGCAGGGCGUCUAUGGCCCCUUCCGGGACUUUGUGGGCGCCGGCUGCCCUGGGGAGCUGCAGGAGGCCCUGCUGGGCUUCCACAUGCCCAGCUCGAGGGAGCUGCGCCAGUCUCAGGAGUAUCUGAGCUGCGAGCGAACCUGCCCUGAGGACAGUGCAAGCAGGAUGGAGGACUUCCUAGAGGAGCUGCUGCAACACCGGGAGCCUGAGGCCCUGCAGCAGUUGCUUAGGAAGGCUCUGGGCAACUCGCUGCACCCCCUGGGGAAGCUGCUCCGGACCCUGAUGCUGACCUUCCAGGCCACGUACGCAGGCAUCGGGGCCAACAAGCAUCUGCAGGGGCUGGCCCAGGAGGAGGUGAAGCAGCAUGCCCGGGAGCUCUGGGCAGCCUACAGGAGUCUGCUGCAAGUCGCCCUGAGGCGCAAGGGCCAGGUCCUGGAGGAAGAAGAUGCAGAGACAAGGGACCAGCAAGUGCACAGAUGCGUGCUGCCUCUCGUGCUGCCCAGCUUCUACUCGGAGCUCUUCACGCUCUACCUGCUCCUGCACGAGCGCGAGGACGGGCGCUACAGCCAGGGCAUCGCCAGCCUCAGCCUCUUCCCCGACACCAAGCUGCUCGAGUUCCUGGACGUGCAGAAGCACCUGUGGCCCCUCAAGGACCUCACUCUGACGACCAAUCAGAGACACUCCCUGGUGCGGGACAAGUGCUUCCUGUCAGCCACUGAGUGUCUGCAGAAGAUCAUGACCACUGUGGACCCCCGGGAGAAGCUGGAGGUGCUAGAGAGGACCUAUGGGGAAAUCGAGGCCACCGUGUCGCGGGUGCUGGGCCAGGAGCACAAACUGCCCAUGGACGACCUGCUGCCUUUACUCAUCUACGUGGUGUCGCGCGCCCGAAUCCAGCAUCUGGGAGCCGAGAUCCAUUUGAUCCGUGACAUGAUGGACCCCAUCCACACGGGGGGCCUGUACGACUUCCUGCUCACUGCCCUGGAGUCCUGCUAUGAGCACAUCCAGAAGGAGGACAUGCGGCUGCACCACCUGCCAGGUCGCUGGGGCUGCAAGGAGCUCUGGUAGCUCCGAGUUCCUGGACAAGCUGCAGGACCGAGGGGCCGCCGUGGAGUGUCCCAGGGCCCCGGCUGGCCUGGCCUCACAGCCGGUGGGGGAGUCCGAGGGCAACAUGGACGCCUGGGCCUGCUCUUGCUGGAGCUGGGCAGGAGGCUUCUGGCAGCUCACGUCGCUGCUUCCCUGCCCUGAGUCCCGGGCGAGGGCUGUGGCCUCAGCUGCUGACUUCUUACCCUGGGUCGCCUCCCCUGUGACCUCUUCCUGAAGCAUCUCCCAGCCCCUGGGGCUGGUGAAAAGUGCUGAGCCUUGUUCUUAAACUAAUGGACCUCAAGUGGGCCCAGUGCGGCUAUGUGUAACAUGUUGGAUGGGUUUGCCUCUAUAUAGACCUUCUUGGAAGAAACAAGUUGA
Molecule: messenger RNA, 3335 nt
Organism: Sorex fumeus (smoky shrew)
Lineage: Eukaryota; Metazoa; Chordata; Mammalia; Eulipotyphla; Soricidae
Gene: ALS2CL
Product: ALS2 C-terminal like
Exons: 26
Coding region: 78-2939 (953 amino acids)
Source: RefSeq, a predicted model, not a curated record